GAGAGGGCUGUGCACAAUCAAGAGAAACCAAUUCUGAAGCUCAUCAACAUUGGGAAAUGGAUGGCAAGAGAACAGACGCAUCGGAGGUGCUGUUGAUCCCAAAGCGGACAAAAGUCAGAGCAAGACGGCGAUACCAGGAAUGAGAACGACAAAAAAUCGAGGUUUUUCCGUGUCGGCCGCAGUCAUGGAGUAGGAAGCAGCGUUGGAGCAAAGUUUCUGUUAAAUCCAUUGCUUUUAAUGCGGCGAGGCUCAAGCCAAAUGCAAUCCCAAGAAAUGCCGUCACCAAGCAAUACGGAUAUCAUGGAGUCCUUGGGCGAAAUGCGUCCAUAUCACGACUCAAGGGAUUCAGAGAGAUCGGAUCAUUAUAAGCGCUUGGGGCUCCAGGAUGUUCGCCAUACUACCUCAACAGACGAAGAUAUUGCUGUAAACAUAACCCGACAACAGAAUGAUAACACAACCAGAAAGAAUGCUAUGUCACCGACUGCUGUUUUAGAUAUCAGUUUUGACCAUGAGGUAACAUACGACUCCAUCACUGCACAAGGCUCGCCCAUCGAUUCCAAUAUCCCGACUUUAACCCCCGCAGCGAUCGCCAGACCAACCUCGAGGCUUGGGCGGCUCGGGCGAUUCAAGUUCCCUUCGAUUUCAAUGGGUGGCAUUCAAAGGAGUAAAGGCUCAGGAGGGUCAAACCCAGCAGAUACCAUGCCCGACCCAGUGCAACUCAAUAUAAGGCGUGGUUCCCUAUCGGCACUAAUGGUCAAACCAUUUCGAGAUGUCUCUGUAAGAUAUGCGGCCAUGCACUUCUCGAAUUCGGCGUCAACGAUUGCCACAGCUAACACACCAGCCAUGACAAUCUUGGGACAGAUAACUCCAGGGAGUGACAGCUACAGUAGCAUCAGUAGUAGCCAUAAUGGCCUUGAUGCGAGCAGCAGCGCCAACAAAAAAUCCUGGCAAUCGCUUUCCGGGCUCUCGGACGCGAAUGCUCAUCAUCCUCACCACAGUUCCAAGGCUGUUCCAAGUAUGUACAUGACGUCCAACCAACAGCCUAGCGCUGUUAUGUCGAAUGAAAGGUCAUUCGCAGUUGUCAAGGAUGCAGAGCACCACAACACCAUUCCUCAGAAUCAUCGCAGCGGCAUGAACAACAUUUUUGGAUCAGAGAGAUUUACGAGUAGCUCGAGCGGAAGCCAUGGUCAAGUAUACGGGCCCAAAACUAGCAUCAAAAGCGGACAUGGACCUCAGCAUGCACACGGUUCUUCGAGAAGGACCGUCAGCGCUAGCCAGAUUUUUCCCAACUCGAUAUCUGGGCUGGAUGGAGUUGAUAAAAAUACCCCUUCGGCAUCGCAAGAAGGCUAUCAAUCAUCUGUAUGCUAUUUUCAAAGCGAGCGAGGAAUAGAGCAGGCAGGUAGCGGAAAGGAAAUCGAGCCUCGGAAGACAGAACUAGAAAGGGCUCAAAGUGAAGAAGAGCGAUCGGUAGGGCGAUACCUUUUUGGCAACGAACUCAGCAACAUGUCCUUUGGUGAAACGGGCACAUUUUCAAAGGCGACCAUAGUGAGCGCAAAUAUGGUGGAAAAAAGUACGAAUACCAGAGCCGUAUUCAAGUUCCCGGCAGCCUCAGCGUCCAUGGAUAAAUUAUCAGCAUCAACGAAGCCAGGCGCAAGUUUCCCGUCCACAGCACAGGACUCAAAUCCAGCAUCCAAUCAGCUAAAUUCUGAAACCAGGCGCAAGUCAGACUCCUCGCUUCUGAAUAUAACAGGCUCUUCCAUAUCCGCCUCAUCAGGAACUGUCUUGGAGUCGAGAGUGCCGAUGUCUCCAGUACGACGGUAUUUCCAAGAGGCCACUAUCGCCUCCGGGUCGGGUUUGUCCCUCAGAAACGUUACAGGGGCGAAGUCUGCGCUGACGAUAUCAACAAAGGGUUCAUCGAGCUCGACUUCGGUUUCGUCAGUACCACUGUCCCCUUUAGCUAUCGCCAACGCAAGGCUCAACAGGAAACAUAAUAUAUCGCUUGGCGAAUAUAAGUUCCCGCCUUCGUCAUCUGGAACUUCAGUAUCGCAAUCUUCUAUCCCACCAAAGCCCAAGUACUCCAUGGCUGGGUUAUCCAACAAUAGCUCAAUUCCAUCCAUCUAUACUUUAAAUUCCGGCGCAUCUUCCUCCACCACCACAUCCGCAUUGAACUUGGCGAUGUCUCUCCCCUGUACUUCUGCAGCCACACCUAACAUGUGUUUUGGGUCAAAGACCAACUCGACUGCCUCAGGACGAAAUCCCGAUAUCCGCCAUUUGGAACCCAGAAGUGCCGUUGCCGACUAUACCCCUACCAUCCAUUACAAGAGGCAGCGAAGCAUGUCACUGCAAGACGCAGAUCUCUUGACAGCAGAUCAAUUUAUCACCCUCAUGCCAGAUGACGUGUCGCCCAAACGGAGGUUUAGCUCAGAAGAAACCGUACCUGAAAACGCCUGGUACGGCAACUCAAGAAGAAAGAACGUGCCACAACCAGACCCUGCAGCAACCUUGAGGUCGCUACUGAGUGCACUGCAGGUCAAGUGUGGAUUAGUAAUCCAGCAUCUCGAUGCCGUUUCAGUAUCUGUCUCAGUUAGCCCCGCGAAGGACGUUGGAGCUGACAUAAUUACAGAGGCAAUCGGCACUAACAUGGCGACACAUCAGAAGACAUUCCAGAACAAUUCAAAGGAGGUUGAUGUAGCAGCGAAACCCUCAGGGGGAUCUGCAGUUUCAGCCCAAGGCACCGAGGGGAAACCCGAACUUCAGUACGGAAACCAGUCAUUAAACAAGGACAACAGAGCUUUGGUUGACGUUGUAAGGAAAGGAAGGCCACCGGAUCAAGCGAGGGUACUAGAGAAUGAUCAGAAUGCGAAGGAGCGACGAGAAGACACCAGCGGACGAAAUUAUAAAGCACAGGAUACGGACAUCAGGACCGACAUGGAUGCAGUUGAUUCCAAAAAAGAUCUGGUCGAGUCUAUAAUUACACUAUUCGAUGAAGUGGAUUACGCCAUGAAUCAGAUGGUUGAGAUCAUGACCAAGUGCAUCUCGACAGAGCAGCUUUCUAGCCUUUCCAAAGAGCUAGAUAGUAUGUGUUUUCUGGCCCAGCAGGUCCUUCAUGUCGAGACAGAUGGUGAUCGAAUGUCGGAGGGCCAGUCAGUAGGGCGUGAAGAGUCCGAUAAUUGUUCAGCCGCCAAGGCCAACGCUGCAGAGGGUGAGAAAGAGCUGCGUUUUAGUCGUACAUCACUGGACCAAGGAUUAACCACUGCUGGAAUGGAUACGGCUUCUACACCAGAAAUCAUUGGAGGGACAGGUCGUUUAGAAGUAGGGCAUGUCAAAAAUGACUCAGUAGAUCAAACCCGCCUCGAUGCAACUCAACCCCAACACAGGCCCCAGUACCGGCAACAAUCGCAGGAUAUCAAGUCGAAAGGUGCCGCCGGGGGGUCAGGGACGAUGCAGGAGAUACAAAAGGAGACUGUCAAAAACUACGUAGGUGUAAUAAGGUGAUAACGCCCAUUGAAGUGUUCUAUGGUUGCCUGUGGCCAUGCGGCAUAAUAACAUGCGUCCUUUAUCUAGGUUCAAAGAAUACUCUUGACAGCUGAAAGCUGUGUCAGUGAUUACAUGAAAA
This is a messenger RNA of Gamsiella multidivaricata, 3616 nucleotides long. RefSeq lists its product as uncharacterized. The transcript is spliced from 3 exons. The record is from RefSeq and is a predicted model, not a curated record. The coding region runs from base 238 to 3495 and encodes 1085 amino acids. NCBI's taxonomy places the organism in Eukaryota, Fungi, Mortierellomycota, Mortierellomycetes, Mortierellales, Mortierellaceae.